AUGGAUGAUGCUCUACCACGCUCAAAGUCUAUGAGGAUUCAUCAAACCAAGCCUGUCCCCUCACAAGUCCGCGAUCUAUCUACUCGAAAAUCCAUCCUUGAAACAGACGUCUUUGCUCGUGCCCUCACCACACCAGGCAACACAACGGGAACCAAGAAUCCCCGCCAACAAACACCCAAAGAGACCAGCGUGAAUGAGGAAAUCACUUUUGUGUGCCAGCCACCCCACGACGCCAACUGGCAAACACCUUCCACACUCGUCCCCCCUCCUCAGCCUCAACCACAUAGCGUCAACUUCAAGUCGACGGCCUCCCCACAGUCAUGCUGCUGGCCCCAGUCGUUGUGCACAAUGUACGAGGCCGUACAAUACUCCUCUUCAGGCGCGCAGUGCAGUGGCACGCAGUUGCCUUCGACGACCUCCGGCGCCAACGUCAUGCCCACGGCUUUGAAGGCGUGCUUGAUGGCGACCUUGCCGACAUCGUACCAGGUUCGCUGGAACGCGUUGUGCCAGAUUCCACUCGAACUGGACCGGCGAUGUGUUCUCGACGUCGGUGCGCCGCAGUUUCCAGCUCACGCCCAAGCGCGGGUCGUGGGCGAAGGGGUGCGACAGCAUCUCCUGGCGCUGGAGGAUGGAGUAGAUCUCCUCCGGAGGUCCCUCGACGCCGGGACGGGGUCCGUGCACACUGUUGCUGUGCACGGCGAAGGUGCAAUUGCUCUACACGACGGAUUGGCCCAAGUAGCCGUCGCCGCGAUCGCUUUCCUCUACUGGCCCUUUGUCAAUUGGUUCGGUGACCCCUGGUGUGGUGGCGUCGUCUUGGUCGGGUUCUGGCUGCCUGACGCGAACGCCAGACGAAGGGGUUGA
Fonsecaea pedrosoi CBS 271.37 is the source of this 861-nucleotide messenger RNA. RefSeq lists its product as uncharacterized. The transcript has 2 exons. NCBI's taxonomy places the organism in Eukaryota, Fungi, Ascomycota, Eurotiomycetes, Chaetothyriales, Herpotrichiellaceae. The coding region runs from base 1 to 861 and encodes 286 amino acids. The record is from RefSeq and is a predicted model, not a curated record.